This is a messenger RNA of Vicia villosa (hairy vetch), 792 nucleotides long. RefSeq lists its product as uncharacterized. The transcript has 2 exons. The coding region runs from base 1 to 792 and encodes 263 amino acids. The record is from RefSeq and is a predicted model, not a curated record. Lineage: Eukaryota; Viridiplantae; Streptophyta; Magnoliopsida; Fabales; Fabaceae.
AUGCUCAUCGCAUUGAUUUCGAAGAAUAAAGAACGCUUCAUCGAUGGCACUCUUCCAAAACCUCCAAUUUCUGAUGUUCUUUAUGCUCCUUGGAUUCGUCGCAAUACCAUGGUGUUAGCUUGGAUUCACAAAUCUAUUUCAGAAUCCAUUGCAAAGUUUGUGCUAUGGAUUGACAAUGCAGAAGAUCUGUAUAAGUUUCGUCAAGGUAAUCUUGAUGUAUCCAACUAUUUCACUCAGAUGAAAGUUAUGUGGGAUGAAUUAGAAACGUAUAGACCUAUUACUGCUUGUUCUUAUGCAAUACCGUUUUCAUGUGGUGCCCUUACAUCAUUUCACAAAUAUAGAGAACAUGAUUACGUCAUACGUUUUCUCAAGGGAUUGAAUGAAAAGUUCACUCAAUCCAAGUCCCAAAUCAUGAUGAUGAUUCCUUUACCGGAUAUUGAUAAGACAUUUUCUCUUGUUAUUCAACAAGAAUGCGAACUCAAUCAUUCACAAUCUACAGUUUCUAGCUCUGAAGAUGCCUCAGCUUUCCAUUUUAACACUUCCUUUGGCAGUAAUUCUGGAAAAUCUGGGAACAACUAUUCUAAAGGGAAGAUUACUGGAUAUGAUGGAUCAAAGGGGCAUAGUUGCGUCUGCACACAUUGUGGAAGAACCAAUCACACGAUUGAAACUUGUUUUCUCAAACAUGGAUACCCACCUGGGUUUAAAGGUAAAGGAAAACCCACAAAUUCUAUUCCACAUUCUCAAACAGUGGCAUCUAUUGAAACAAGACAUAAUUCUAGCCAGCAGCAUUAA